This is a messenger RNA of Cylindrotheca closterium, 585 nucleotides long. NCBI's taxonomy places the organism in Eukaryota, Bacillariophyta, Bacillariophyceae, Bacillariales, Bacillariaceae. The record is from the annotation of a GenBank genome assembly.
AUGACAACAGUAACAGACAUGACGAUUACAACAAGCAUUCAUAAGCACGACAAACGCGACGUCAUGGAAAAUGUCAAGAAAACACCCACUGGCAUGAAGAAAAAGGCGUUUAGUAUCAGCAGCACUAGCAGUAGACAGAAGAAACCAGCCAGGGAUACCAAGAACGGGCCCAUGCGAUCAUCUCCCUCUUCUUGUGACAACUCCUCGCAAGAUUCCGAUACCAUUAACGAAGCGAUUGACAUCAUCAAUUCCAACAAGGAAGAUGAUGAACCAACGCCGCCACCACCAAGCCAUAGACGUACCUCAUCCUCCAGCUCCUAUCGAUUGACUAGGGGGGGAGGAGGGUCCUCGGUCAAUUUACAAACUGAAGGCAGUGACUCGUCCUCCGGUCCAAUAAUGACAAGAGGACAUGGGUCCUCAGUUAGUUUACGAAUCGAAAGUGAUUUGGACCCGCGAGCUGCCAGUGAACUACUACUGGACAAUAGUGAUCGAUUGUCACUGUUAGUGUCCAACAGUCAUACUAAUUUGGCUGGUUUGGCCGACUUUAGUUCCAGCAGCAGUGAAAGUGAUUGUGACGAGUUUUAA